Messenger RNA from Octodon degus (degu), 1992 nucleotides. It is a transcript of the gene Slc30a7, whose product is annotated as solute carrier family 30 member 7. Gene Ontology annotation, cellular component: membrane; Golgi apparatus. The transcript has 10 exons. Bases 225 to 1211 code for a protein of 328 amino acids. NCBI's taxonomy places the organism in Eukaryota, Metazoa, Chordata, Mammalia, Rodentia, Octodontidae. Gene Ontology annotation, biological process: transmembrane transport; intracellular zinc ion homeostasis; zinc ion transport. Gene Ontology annotation, molecular function: zinc ion transmembrane transporter activity. The record is from RefSeq and is a predicted model, not a curated record.
GACGAGGUCCCGCCCCAGACACGCCCCCUUCCAGUCCCAGGACGCGUCGCGCGGCCCGAGCCGGAAGUAGGCGAGCUCCGGGGCGUGUGGCUAGGUCUGUGGCUCCCUGCGGCGCGCGGCCGCCGUCCACCUCAGGGGCUUACGUCUGAGGCGUCGCUGCUGUCACGACCAUCACCUCACGGAGACGCUUCUAGAGAGUAGGCCCGGCCCUUUGCCGGGCGAAGAUGUUGCCCCUGUCCAUCAAGGACGAUGAGUACAAGCCGCCCAAGUUCAAUCUGCUGGGCAAGGUCUCGGGCUGGUUUAGGUCCAUCCUGUCGGACAAGACGUCUCGGAACCUGUUUUUCUUCCUGUGCCUGAAUCUCUCUUUCGCCUUCGUGGAGCUGCUGUACGGCAUCUGGAGCAACUGCCUGGGCCUGAUCUCUGACUCCUUUCACAUGUUUUUCGAUAGCACUGCCAUCUUGGCGGGACUGGCAGCCUCUGUUAUCUCAAAGUGGAGAGACAAUGAUGCUUUCUCCUAUGGGUAUGUUAGAGCGGAAAUUCUGGCUGGCUUUGUCAAUGGACUCUUUUUGAUCUUCACUGCUUUUUUUAUUUUUUCAGAAGGAGUUGAGAGAGCAUUAGCCCCUCCAGAUGUGCAUCAUGAGAGACUGCUGCUCGUGUCCGUCCUGGGCUUUGUGGUAAAUCUAGUAGGAAUAUUUGUGUUCAAGCACGGAGGUCAUGGACAUUCUCACGGCUCUGAUGGUCCCUCCUUGAAAGAAACAACUGGACCCAGCAGACAGAUCUUACAAGGAGUAUUUUUACACAUACUGGCGGAUACACUGGGAAGUGUUGGUGUCAUCGCCUCCGCCAUCAUGAUGCAGAAUUUUGGGCUGAUGAUCGCAGAUCCCAUCUGUUCUAUCCUUAUAGCCAUACUUAUAGUUGUAAGUGUUAUCCCUCUUUUAAAAGAGUCUGUCGGAAUAUUAAUGCAGAGAACUCCUCCCUUGCUGGAAAAUACUUUGCCGCACUGCUAUCAGAGGGUGCAGGCGUUGCAGGGAGUCUACAGCUUACAAGAGCAGCACUUCUGGACCUUGUGCUCUGACGUCUACGUGGGGACUGUGAAGCUGGUGGUGGCACCUGAUGCGGAUGCGCGGUGGAUUUUAAGCCAGACACAUAAUAUUUUUACUCAGGCUGGAGUGAGACAGCUUUAUGUGCAGAUUGACUAUGCCGUCAUGUAGUGAAUAAAAUUAUUCUUUCUGGACCAAAUUCUUCUGGUACUGUACAAUCUAAAACAUUGUACCCAGCUCUUUCAAAUACAGAAAUCAUCACAACUCAGCACCAAGUGACUGGUGUACUCCGUGGGGCGCCCCAACCGAGACGUCACUCGUGGGCUUCUGGUCUUCGCGCUCCUCCCCGCCUUCCUUCCCGCUGAUCUGUGAGGUGGCUGGUUUGUUCAAGGGGGUUGGCUCGUCCUUGUGCUGGGGAGGGAGGGAGGGAGCAAGGGCGGUGGGUUUCGUGCCAUGUGCCCAUCCCUCAUUCCUGCCAGUGAGGAAUUCAGACUGUGGGCCUCCGACCAUCCGGAAUGUCUUCGCUAAAGCUGCUGGAAAUCACUGCUUUUACUCCCACAAAACCAGUGGUAUUAAAAAAAGAAAUGGAAAUCUGUUUUAUAUGUAAUGUCACCGGUGUUGACACUCUUCAGUGUAAUCAUGUUUGUAGAACUGUUUGUGCCUUGCAAACUUACGAACAAACCACAUUGGGCUUCCAAGUGCCUUGGUGUCAGGAAACGCGUCUGCCGGCGUGGAGCUGCACCAUCACGGUCGUGUAUUUUCUUUAAAUGGCAAUUGUGUCAUCUGUACAAAGGAAGACUGGUGUACGGAUGUCGGUUUACGUACUUCAGCAUACGUUUAGAUACAUGAAGUUUUUUUAUUGUUCUAUCUCAUCAAAGGUGUUAUCUUGCUCUUUAAAACAAAUUGAAUAAUCACAUUAAAUUACUUUGUGAACUGUGUUUUCAAAAUUUUA